AUGAGCGCACGCGGUGAAGGCGCCGGGCAGCCGUCCACUUCAGCCCAGGGACAACCUGCCGCCCCGGCGCCUCAGAAGAGAGGACGCGGCCGACCCAGGAAGCAGCAGCAAGAGCCAACCGGUGAGCCCUCUCCUAAGAGACCAAGGGGAAGACCCAAAGGCAGCAAAAACAAGAGUCCCUCCAAAGCAGCUCAAAAGAAAGCAGAAGCCACUGGAGAAAAACGGCCAAGAGGCAGACCUAGGAAAUGGUCGGGAGCUCAGGAUCUGGAUUCAGGUGGCUUGGGUUCAAAUUCUGGCCCAUCACUGGACUAA
Messenger RNA from Lagenorhynchus albirostris (white-beaked dolphin), 312 nucleotides. It is a transcript of the gene HMGA2, whose product is annotated as high mobility group AT-hook 2. Gene Ontology annotation, cellular component: nucleus; chromatin. Bases 1 to 312 code for a protein of 103 amino acids. The transcript has 4 exons. Gene Ontology annotation, biological process: regulation of DNA-templated transcription. NCBI's taxonomy places the organism in Eukaryota, Metazoa, Chordata, Mammalia, Artiodactyla, Delphinidae. Gene Ontology annotation, molecular function: transcription coregulator activity; DNA binding. The record is from RefSeq and is a predicted model, not a curated record.